Molecule: messenger RNA, 444 nt
Organism: Pyricularia oryzae 70-15
Lineage: Eukaryota; Fungi; Ascomycota; Sordariomycetes; Magnaporthales; Pyriculariaceae
Exons: 1
Coding region: 1-444 (147 amino acids)
Source: RefSeq, a predicted model, not a curated record
AUGCAACCCGGCACCUUUCUCGCCAGCGCCCUCGCCGCGGCUCUCGUCCCGGCCGGCGCCCUCGCGGCCACACCUCCUGGCUCCCCGAGUGCUCGCCUGGCUGGCACCUCGAACGCUCGUCUGGCUGGCAUCUCGAACACCAACCCGCCCGGCGGCGCCCCGAGGCCCAGACAGCAAUGCUUCCUUUCGGCCGAUCUGGGUCCUGAUGUCAUGGGUCAGCCGACCCUCCUCGAAGCUACGCCGUUUGUGAACGACAUGUUCGAUUUCCACGGAUAUCGGUGCCAAAUGGGCAAAGACUGCAGCCACGUGCGGUGUCGGGGAUUUCCUGCCGCGUUCAAAAUGACAGCGAGAAAUUACCCGGACGGGAAAGGGCCUCUGGGAACAUCAGCAGGAGACAGUUUCGUCCCUGGGCCGGUUGUCAAGGUUUAUCCAGCUCCACGUUGA